AUGGCUUCGAGACGGAGAGACAUGGCAAAUGCUACACCGGUUCCGACCCUCAUAUAUCAGGUCAAUUAUGCCGGUCACUUCCGAACAGACGAUGGCAUUUUCCUUUCCAGCUCUGACAACCUACGCAUCAAGCGGCGAGGCCUUUUCAAUGGAGAAGGUGGCGGCACAGCUAAUAUUCAGUAUCAUCAGCAAAUGAUCAUGGGUGGAUCCCUGUCCAAGCAGAAUCAAAGCGAGCUGCUCUAUGAUAUCGAUCGGAUCCUGGAUUGUGCUCAGUCAAUAGCCAUCGCAGGCGGUACGAACCCGGUGACUAAGUGGUUUAAAUAG
Molecule: messenger RNA, 324 nt
Organism: Penicillium manginii
Lineage: Eukaryota; Fungi; Ascomycota; Eurotiomycetes; Eurotiales; Aspergillaceae
Exons: 2
Coding region: 1-324 (107 amino acids)
Source: RefSeq, a predicted model, not a curated record